Drosophila rhopaloa is the source of this 2162-nucleotide messenger RNA. RefSeq names its product probable cytochrome P450 6a20 (gene Cyp6a20). The record is from RefSeq and is a predicted model, not a curated record. NCBI's taxonomy places the organism in Eukaryota, Metazoa, Arthropoda, Insecta, Diptera, Drosophilidae. Gene Ontology annotation, molecular function: oxidoreductase activity, acting on paired donors, with incorporation or reduction of molecular oxygen; iron ion binding; monooxygenase activity. The transcript has 2 exons. Bases 7 to 1518 code for a protein of 503 amino acids.
UCCGAAAUGGCCGUUCUAAUCGUAUUGCUCAUCGGUGUUCUCACCCUCGCCGUGUGGUUUGUGCAUCAAAACUUUACUUAUUGGAAGCGUCGCGGCAUUCCCCACGAUGCCCCCAAAAUUCCAUACGGCAAUACUAGCGAGUUAAUGAAAACUAUGCAAUUAUCGGAUAUUUUUAAGCGUACCUAUUUCAAGUACAAGAACAAGACCGAUGGACCAUUUGUUGGAUUUUACUUUUUUUUCAAAAAGAUGGUGGUUGUCACCGAUAUUGAUUUCGCCAAGACUGUAUUAAUCCGCGAGUUCGACAAGUUCCACGAUCGUGGUAUAUUCCACAACGAGCGGGAUGAUCCGCUGACCGCCAACUUGGUAAACAUUGAGGGUCAGAAGUGGAAGACUCUGCGCCAGAAACUGACCCCCACAUUUACCUCUGGCAAGAUGAAGACCAUGUUUCCCACUAUCCUGGAAGUGGGAGAUGAUCUGGUUCGAGUACUCGAUCAGAAGGCAUCCGCAAGUAAGGACUCCCUGGAAAUCACCGAUGUGUUGGCCCGUUUCACAGCCGAUGUGAUCGGAACGUGUGCCUUCGGCUUGGAUUGUCACAGUUUGUCGGACCCCAAGGCGGAGUUUGUCCAAAUGGGAACUGCUGCUAUCAACGAACGACGAUAUGGAAAGUCUUUGGAUAUGUUUUUGUUUGGGGCACCAAGGCUAGCGGCCAAACUUCGCAUGAAACAGAGUGUCCAGAAGGUGGAAGACUUCUACAUGAACAUCAUUAAGGAUACUGUAAACUAUCGCGUGAAGAACAAUGUGAAACGAAACGAUUUUAUGGACAUGCUGAUCGAAAUGAAGUCGAAAUACGAUAAUGGCGACAAGCAAAAUGGUCUAACCUUUAAUGAAAUAGCUGCCCAGGCCUUUAUAUUUUUCCUGGCUGGCUUUGAAACGAGCUCCACAACCAUGGGUUUUGCACUUUAUGAACUGGCUUGCAAUCAAGAUGUACAAGAUAAGCUAAGGAAUGAAAUUGAUAGUGUGCUGAAAAAACAUAAUGGAAAAUUUGACUAUGACAGCAUGCGGGAGAUGACAUAUAUGGAAAAGGUCAUCAAUGAGACCAUGAGGAAACGUCCGGUAGUUGGUCAUUUAAUACGUAUUGCAACUCAACGCUAUGAGCACAGUAAUCCUAAGUAUUACAUUGAAGAAGGCACCGGAGUUCUGGUGCCCACCAGGGCCAUCCACCAUGAUCCCGAGUUCUAUCCGGAACCCGAAAAGUUCAUACCCGAACGCUUUGAUGAGGAUCAGGUGCAACAGCGACCCGCCUGCACUUUCCUGCCUUUUGGGGAUGGUCCCCGGAACUGUAUUGGCCUUCGAUUCGGACUGAUGCAGGUCUUCGUUGGAAUGGCCCUGCUCAUCCACAACUUCAAGUUUGAGUUGCACCCCACCAAAACUGUCGUUCCUCUGGAAUAUAAAACCGAUAAUAUUCUGAUGAGCUCGAAAGACGGAAUCCAUUUAAAAGUCAGCAGGGUUGGGAAAUAAUAAACAAGCAACAACUGAGAGGCUACGACGCAGUUUGAUUAAUGCUACUUGUAGAUUAAUACUGUUGUAAAAGUUAAUUAUUACAUGCAAUUAGCUAUCUAUAUGUACUUUUUCGCCCAAGGUCAGAUUCGGUUUUGUCAUGGGAAUUGAUCGAGUUAGAAAAAGGCAAAAUUAACUAAUUUUUCAUAACAUUGUUAAAAUAUUGAAAUUCCAUGUGCGGCUUCUUCUUGAGUUUAAUAAAAAAAGCAAACGAAAAUAAAUAUAUAAAACCAAAUGUUACCUUGUAGUAAUAGAAUGAAUAAUAAAUAUAACAUUUUGAUUCAUUAAUAACUCGUUUAUUGAGUGCCGAACCAAAUGUGGGAAACUGCACAACAAGUUAGCUACAACACAAAAACCAAAUGAUCGAAAACACUAUUCAAAAUAAUUACACAUUCAAAUAUCUCUAAAAUGCAGGAAAAUUGAGCUCCAUAUUCCACAGGUUAGCUGAAAACAAAAAACGAGACUUUAGUUAAUGAUUUAUUUGUUCAUACGAUUCAAACUUAGAACAUUUGUAUUUGAAGGCCUUUUUUAUUGUCACUGAAAUAUAGAAACUAACCGACCUACCUCAAUCAGUUUUGAAUAGGUCUGGGUAAAUGUAAAAUGAA